AUGACCUUCCAAUCCGUCGAUCGGCUACUCAGCCUUGGACUGGUACCAUUGGGGAGGACAUGGCAUCAGAUCAGCUGUGUGUGUGUACUCAUGCUUCUCUUCCCGGCCCAAUGGAGCACUCCCCUGGCAUCUGGAGCUAUCUCUUGGCUACCUGCUCUAAAUCUUCAGCCUUCCAACAUUACAGCCUCCCUACCUGUGGCUGGAUUUGGACCCCCUCUUGUCUGGUUCAAUCUGUAUGGCGAAGCCCGCGAAACAGUCAAGCAGCGUGCACAAGGAGUUGCAGUAACACUCAACUAUCCCUCGUCUUUCUACAGACCAGUCGACGGAAGCGCCACUCCAUCCCGCCGCCGCGUGGACUCUUUGAGACAGGAGCUUCAAGAUGGCAACGCUGACUCGCAACAAAUUCCCCUCGAAUCCAGAAUAUCGAACGCGACCCUACCAUAUUUUCGCAUGGAAAGCAUUGAAUGGCUUGACGAUCAGCCUGCUUUUCAUGAUUUCUUCAACAGCUCACGAUCCCUCGGCUCUUUCACCAACCUAGAAUCCUCCCCCUACAACGUCUUAAUGUACGGCAUCCGCACCGAAACCGCCAUCCUCGACUGGAACCUCCGCCUGAACCUGGGCGACCUGCCCACCUGGCCCUCCCCCACAACCAUCAACGCCACCUACACCCUCGCCGUCAUGGUCAGCCGCCGCGAAAACCAACCGGAAGAAGGAACAUGCCUAUCCGUCAGCCCGACAUACGGCCACCUGCCCCCGAAACAGCAAUUCCGCCUCACCUUCUACAACGAAAAGACGGGCAUCCGCGACGAAAACUGCUACAUGUUCGCCAACGUCACCGUCGCCGCCGGCGUCGUCCACGGCCAGCAAUGCCCCCUCGUCUCCUCCGGCGUCAUCGAGCACCGCGCAGCCGACGCAUCCGCCGUCGACAUCCAUCCCCACCCGCUCGUCGCCCCGGCCUUCCGCAUCCUCCCCGAGAUCCUCUUCGGGCUCGCCGAGAUGAACGCCACAAACGGUCCCACGUGGGACAACCUGUCCGGCCACGUGGUCGGGUCGUGGUCGCUGGCGUUCCAGGCGACGUGGAACGCGCUGAACGACUGGUGCGAGACGGGCGCGGCGGCGGCGGCGGUCCGCGUGCCGGUGCCGUCGGUGCGGGCGCAGGUGGCGCGCGAGAGGAUUGGGGGCAAAAAGAAAUCCACCCGCUUAAGCCAGCUUCAUGGAGAGUAG
Diplodia corticola is the source of this 1224-nucleotide messenger RNA. Its product is annotated as udp-3-o-(3-hydroxymyristoyl) glucosamine n-acyltransferase. The transcript has 2 exons. The record is from RefSeq and is a predicted model, not a curated record. Bases 1 to 1224 code for a protein of 407 amino acids. NCBI's taxonomy places the organism in Eukaryota, Fungi, Ascomycota, Dothideomycetes, Botryosphaeriales, Botryosphaeriaceae.